Pundamilia nyererei is the source of this 4327-nucleotide messenger RNA. RefSeq names its product plakophilin-4. Gene Ontology annotation, cellular component: cytoplasm; plasma membrane; nucleus. Gene Ontology annotation, biological process: cell-cell adhesion. NCBI's taxonomy places the organism in Eukaryota, Metazoa, Chordata, Actinopteri, Cichliformes, Cichlidae. Bases 222 to 3806 code for a protein of 1194 amino acids. The transcript is spliced from 23 exons. Gene Ontology annotation, molecular function: protein binding. The record is from RefSeq and is a predicted model, not a curated record.
ACAUUCCCGCUGACGUCAUGCACGCUCGCAUUGCCUGGGACUGCUGUUGGAGGCGAGGAGCAGCCGAGGGGUCGUCUUCUUCACUCGAGUGUGGACGCGAGUUUCAUUCUUCCACAUGCAUGGGACUAAAAGGCAGGACUUUACAGAUGAAGUUACACGUUCCAAUGUAGAUCCAAGCCGCAGCUCAGCCAGCGCAACUACAAUCCUCCCAAGCAGGAGGAAUGCCAGCUCCUGAGCAGAGCCCAGUGACGGAGGAGGGGCUUCUGCUGACCAUCCGCGACAGUUCAACUGGCCGCAACAUGGAGGCUGACAACACCGCCAACAACAUCCUGGCCUCCGUCAAAGAGCAGGAGCUUCAGUUUGAGCGGCUAACCAGGGAGCUGGAAGUGGAGAGGCAGAUUGUGGCCAAUCAGCUGGAAAGAUGCAGACUCGGAGCUGAGUCACCAGGCGCUGGUAGCAGCAGCUCAUCUGAGAAGUCCCUACCUUGGAGAACUGCAGAUGCCUGUGCCUUGGGGGACACAAAGUCUCGGGUGACUGACAGCUCCCAGUCCCCGAGGUACCGCAUCAGGACGGAGUCAGAGCAGGUGUCUCUGUACUCCCCGGAGCAGUCCUCCCUUCAUGAAAGUGAGGGAUCUGGAGGGAAUUCGUGUAGCUCAGCUCAGAUGAACUCAUACUCGGACAGUGGUUACCAGGAUGCCAGCAGCAGCUACCUCAGCAGCCAGAACCUGGGCAAGGCUGAACUAAGGGUGCAGCAUUCCUUCCCCGGUGCUGGCACUGGCACACUGAUGAGGAAUGCCAGGGCUGAGGGACAGGCUUCAGCCCAGGUCACAACAGCAGUGCCUGGCCGAGCUAUGCGAAGGGUCAGCUCAGUGCCUUCUCGCUCUCACUCGCCAGCCUACGCGAGCAGUAUGUCCCCCUCCCGUGGUUCCCUGCGUACCUCAGUUGGCAGUGCCUACGGCUCCCCCAUUGUUACAGAACCCAAACCCCUGUCCGCCAUCUAUUCUACAACAUUGCCCUCUGCCCAGCGAACCAGUACUACGGGCGGCGGUAGCAGUGGCUCACCCUACAACACUCAGAAAAACUCCCCCGCUGCACUGCGUCGCAUGGGCUCCACAAACUCUCGAUCUAGCCGCACCACCUCACCCUACCAGGCCUCAGCAGGGUCACCCUCGGGCCGCAUGGGCUCACCUCUGACGAUGGUCGACAACGUCAACCCUCCGCUGACUAAACAGCCUACUCACACUUCGUCUCCAGUCAGGGCUAGUAUGACUGCCGUGCCCCAGCACUACAGCUCCACUCUGCCCCGCUCCCUGCUCCACAACACCGACCCCUACGGACCCCAGAGUUACGACAUUUACGAGAGAAUGACGCGACCUGACAGCCUCGCAGAUGCCCUCGUUGAUGGUGACGUACAAGGAAUACGGAGCUCUUACGCCAGUCAGCACAGCCAGCUGGCCCCAGACUUAAGGUCAACCAUCUCCCCAGACCGCCACAUCGCACCAAUCUAUGAGGAUCGGACGUACAAGGGCCCGUUGUAUCGCAGUCCCAGCCACACCCACCAGAGCACGCUCUACAGGAGCACAUCAGGUGUGGGCAGUCUGCAAAGGUCGUCUAGCCAGCGAAGUGCCAUGACCUACCAAAGAAACAAUUAUACUCUUAACACAUCAGCCACCUAUGCUGAUCCCUAUCGCUCAGCACAGUACCGGCCUUCCGAUCCCAAUUACACCCGCCAGGCUGUUGUCGUGGAUGAUGGUGCCGCCCGCUCUCCUUCCAUAGACAGCAUUCAGAAGGAUCCGAGAGAGUUCGCGUGGCGUGACCCAGAGCUAACAGAGGUGAUUCACAUGCUGCAGCACCACUUCCCAUCAGUGCAGGCCAAUGCAGCUGCCUACCUGCAACACCUGUGCUUUGGUGAUAAUCGAGUCAAGAAUGAGGUGUGUCGACUGGGAGGAAUCAAACACCUGGUGGACCUGCUAGACCACAAAGUCCUUGAAGUCCAGAGGAACUCCUGUGGCGCUCUGAGGAACCUCGUGUAUGGCAAAACUAUGGAUGACAACAAGAUCGCUGUUAGGAACGCCGGGGGUAUCCCAGCACUGCUCCGUCUCCUUAGAAAGACCGUGGAUGCGGAAGUGAGGGAGCUUGUGACAGGGGUGCUGUGGAACCUGUCGUCGUGUGACGCCGUCAAGAUGACAAUCAUCCGGGACGCCUUAACAACUCUGACUAACACUGUGAUCAUCCCUCACUCUGGAUGGAGCAGCUCCACCUUCGAUGACGAGCACAAGCUGAAGUUUCACUCCUCUCUGGUGCUGAGGAACACCACAGGCUGCCUGAGGAACCUGAGUUCAGCUGGUGAGGAGGCCAGGAAACAGAUGCGCACUUGUGAGGGCCUGAUUGACUCACUGCUCUAUGUCAUCAAAGCCUGUGUAAACACCUCUGACUUCGACAGCAAGAUUGUGGAGAAUUGUAUUUGCACCCUAAGGAACCUGUCAUAUCGUCUGGAGCUGGAGAUGACAGCACCCAGACUGAUAGAGGGGCAGGAAGUGGAUGGCUUACUGGCCAGAGAAUCUCCCAGUAAAGAGGUGGAUUCCAGCUGUUGGGGCAGAAAGAAAAAGAAGAAGAAAAACAGCCUUCAGGAAGACACAUGGGACGGUGUGGGGCCCAUCCCUGGCUUCUCCAAGUCUCCCAAGGGUGCAGAAAUGCUUUGGCAUCCUUCGGUGGUUAAGCCUUACUUGACUCUGUUGGCUGAGAGUUCCAAUCCUGCAACUCUGGAGGGAGCCGCCGGGUCUCUUCAGAACCUGUCAGCUGGCAACUGGAAGUUUGCAGCAUACAUCCGUGCAGCAGUGCGAAAGGAGAAAGGACUGCCCAUCCUGGUGGAGCUGCUUCGGAUGGAUAACGACAGGGUGGUGUGUUCAGUUGCCACUGCUCUGAGAAACAUGGCACUGGAUGUCAGGAACAAGGAGCUCAUAGGGAAGUACGCGAUGAGGGACCUGGUCAACCGUCUCCCUGGGGGGAACACCACCCUGCUGUCGGACGAGACCGUGGCAGCCAUCUGUUGCACCCUGCACGAGGUCACCAGCAAAAACAUGGAGAAUGCAAAAGCUCUCGCUGACACGGGCGGCAUCGAGAAGCUGGUCAACAUAACCAAGGGCAGAGGAGACAGGUACUCUAUGAAGGUGGUUAAAGCAGCUGCUCAGGUGCUGAACACACUGUGGCAGUACAGAGAUCUACGUGCCAUCUAUAAAAAGGAUGGAUGGAAUCAAAACCAUUUCCUCACACCAGUGUCCACACUUGAGCGAGACCGGUUCAAGUCCCAGCCCACCCUCCCCACCAGCAACAUUCAGAUGUCUCCAGUCAACCACCCUGCUGCCAGCGCCACGUCGUCUCCUGCACUGCUGGGCAUCAGAGAGCAUAGAGACACCAUCAGAGAUUAUCAGAGAGCACAGUCAACUAUGCAAUUUUCUAAUUACCAAGGAGACAACAGUAUUCAUAAAAAACCGUAUACAGGGUCUGGAAAGCCGUCUCCGUAUUACUACUCAUCACCCACAACAGAGGAGCCCCGAAGAACACAGCCUCUGUAUUAUUCAGAUGAGCCGAGCAGGAGAAACUACGAUACAUACAGAAUGUACCUGCAGCACCCACAUGGCUACGACGACUCGUAUUUGGAGGAGGUCAUCACUUACCCUCCCACCUUCAGCUCUCAGCCUCAUGGACUGAAAUCUACCUGUAACUACGUGGACUAUUACGCUACCACACGGACGCCUUCGUUCAGGGCAGAGCAGUACCCCGGCUCUCCAGACUCCUGGGUAUAGGUCUGGAGGUGCUACCGUUUCACCAUCACUUCGGUUUGUAACUGGGGUGCGUCUUCACCCUGCAGCAGAGGCGAGGAACACACAGGAAAUGACAAACUUACUUUUUUUUCAUGAACUUGGCUUCAUACAUGUUUGUUUUGUGGAUGUGUGUGUAUGGAGGAGAGUUCAACUGAGUGAUAACAGAUGGAAAGAUGGGAUGUGAGCCAAAGAAGGAAAUCAAGGAAUGUCUUUUUUUUUUCUAAUUAUUUUUUAUUUAGAUGAGAAAGAUGGAAUCAUGCUGUGAGUCUGUUGAGAGCAGAUAUUGGGACACUACAGUGAGGAGACAUGCGUCCUACUCUGUCUAGAUGUUAGGUUAAUUUUUCUUUUCGAAACUGUUAGCUGUGAUAGCAUGGUGAAAGGUGUGAGUCAUGUAAACGAAGGUCCGCGGUAAGAGUCGAGACUGGAGGAAUAUGUAUGUGCCGAAGCCAAAAUGGAUCAUGAACUCAUAUCUGUUUAAAAAAUGAAUCAAAAAAUAAAUAAAU